This is a messenger RNA of Dibothriocephalus latus, 588 nucleotides long. The record is from the annotation of a GenBank genome assembly. NCBI's taxonomy places the organism in Eukaryota, Metazoa, Platyhelminthes, Cestoda, Diphyllobothriidea, Diphyllobothriidae.
AUGGUAUCUAACAGGCAGAUAGCAAUCAAGUACACAACUGUAGAAGAGUUGACUGCCUCGCAAGUGAACGACACCACCAUCAUUGUGAGCUGGACCAAACCACGUCCUGUGGACAAAUUCAAAGACGAGUAUCACGUUACCAUAUGGGGUCCAGACUAUAAGAAGACCUAUACAACGAAGGAGACCUGGAUCAUCGCUGGCGGCUUGGAUACUUCUAAAGUUGACAAUGUCACCGUGCAAGGUGUUUGGGCCAAUGGCACAGAUGUUCCCAAAGUCGCAACCACUCCCAUACGAAAGCCUUCAGCAGGUGUGCCGGUAGUACCAAAAGAUUUCACCGCAUCGGUUAUCAACUGCACAACUAUCCAUCUGACCUGGAAGGCACCAAAUAUUUCACAGCCAUGGGGACGCCAGUAUCAGCUCACUGUCACCAAUCGCACCUUUACCAAGAGCUAUAAACUGCAGAAUACUGAGGAAACAAUAACCAACCUGGUGCCAGCUUCCACUUACAACUUCACUCUCCAGGCUCUUGACCAGAGUGGCAAGCCUUUCCGCGCGGAAGCACUCAUUCCCGUUCAAAUGCCAGCCUGU